AGGUGUUCCCAAUGAACGGGUUAUAUUAUUGACAGUGUUAACAGGCGUAAGCAAGUUGCUUAUGAAUCCUUCAAACUGAAAGAGCACUGCUGGGGGCAUGCAAUGACGGAGACAUUUCGCAGGCACCUGUAUGCAUAAAAUGCAAAAGAUGUUAAUUUUUAAAAAGUAUGUGCGUAUGUGUUCAGCCUCACUUGCUACCAGAAUGACAGUAAGGAAUACAGUUGAUUUUGAGAGAUGACAAAUGAGUCUGUCCUCGAAAAGGUUGAGAAUUCCUAUAUUAUUCUACUUGUUCUUAAAGUCCUGUUCAAGGUUGGUUACUCGUACAAGCUCCUUUCUCUGUCGCUUGUUCGCUCUAAUUUUGGAAAUGGUGCAUCUCUCUCUCUCUCUCUUUCUUUCAGAGUCUCUCUCUCUCUCUCUCACUCUCGCUCUCUGUACGGUUGAGCUGGCAUCGUUCCUGUUUGUUUUCAGCCAUUUUGGGCUGCCAGACUCUGAAACAAACUGUUAAAUGGCUGCCUCUUUUUCUCGGAGCUCGUGAGUCCCAGCGCUCCCGCAACUCUUCUUCUGCUGAGCAGAGAAGACGCUCCAGUGUGCGUGCGUGCUUUACGAGCGAAGAGCAGCUUAAGUGAAGCAAGCAGUCAGUCAGUCAGUCUGCCAGCUAGUUUGCGCUGCGCUCUGCUCUGCUGGGAUUAAAAAAAAAAAAAAAAAAACGGAACUACCUGAGAUGUUGCCGCUGCAAAUGAAAGGGACUAAUUUUUUUUCCUACAAUUCAAUAACAUGAUGUCAGACUAAUGGGCGACACUAAAAUGGACCAGUGUUGAGCAAGAGUCUGGUUUUUGAACAUUAAUCAGUAUAUCUGCUGCUCCCCAAAAACUGAAGUGACGUAGAACCCAUUUCUAUUCCAGAAGGGCCCUUGUGUUUUCCCAAAACUAGUAUACAAUGGAUACUGGGGAAACAGCAUGGUGUCCACAGCAGAGACAACCGACACGGGUCAUCCCGAUGCUCUCAUCUCACACUUGAAUGAUCAGCGUCUAAAGGGUCUUUUUUGUGACAUCACCAUCAUUGCAGGGGACACCAAAUUCAAGGUCCAUCAAAACAUCUUGUGUGCCAGCAGCUUGUACUUCAAAGAGCUGCUCAGCACUUCCACCAGGCGUCCCACUCACCUGUCAGAAAACAUCUUGGAGCUGCCAGAAGUGAAGGCUGACAUUUUUGCAGACAUCCUUGAUUACAUUUACACUUCUAGGGUGUCUCUCAGAGGCCCUAAAAGAACCAAGGAUCUGAUCAAAGCAGGGAAGAAGCUAAGAAUUCCAUUUUUGGAAAAGCUGGAAGAGGAGCCUGGCUUUAGAAGUGGCAAAAAGAAAAAAUACGACUUACCCAGCUCACCUAGCUCACCUUGCCUUCCCUGCACCCUGUUUCCUGGAAAUAAAGACGAGAAUAUGUCAUUGAACUCUUCACAUGUCAGACCUGAUGAUGCCAAUGACAUGCAGUGGAAAGCGACAACUGCAGAGGAAAACUUCAGGGCCUUGAUACAACCACUGUCUCCUAUAGACCUAACGGCUUCAGCUAGGAAAGAUUCUGAACUUCAGCCAUCUUCCUUGCCCAGUUCUCCUUUGCAGAGUACACCUAAUGAACUUCCUACUCACAGCUCUUUACAAACUUUGAUUUCUUCCACCCCUUCUGUAUUGGUUUCAGAUCCCAUGGAUACUGAGUGUGCUUCAGUAAGAGACAGUCCUAUUUUUAAGGCUAAAAUACCAAACUUAAUGACUGUUGAACCUGACCAUUCCACCACAGAAACAGCUAAGAUUCUGUUCAAUUUGAGCACAGGAGUAUUCCAAGGAAACAAAGUGAGCAAAGAAACCAGUACCCAAAGUGGAACUCGUAGUGUCCCUUCCAAGGAGAGAUCCAAGGUCCCAUGUCCAGACAAUGAUAAUGGUACAGAGUUCACUAUAAGCCCUUCACAACCAAAUUCAGAUCCUAUUCCUGUUGAGAGACUUUAUUGUGGACUUUGCAACCGUUCAUUCAGCUCAGCAUCUUCUUUAAGUCUGCAUAUGAAGCUGCACCGAUCUGGGAGGGCACUGUCCUGCAAAAUCUGCAGUAAGGCUUUUAUUCAUAGCAAAAGGCUACAGUCACAUGAAGCUUUGUGUGGAAGAACGCAACACAGUUCAAGUAUAGUAACUAUGGCCAAAGAUGAAGAAUCCCAAAAUACAGGUGAAAAAAAAGAUGGAGAAGAUGGAGAGCAAAGCAUCAAGGAGCCCAGGGAAGAUGAGGAGGAAGAGGAGGAGGAGGAGGAAGAAGAGGAGGGGGUGGUGGCUGAGGAGGAGGUGGAGAUGGAAGAUAAAGAGUUAAAAACUCCAAAACCCCUAUUGUUACCUGGAAAGACUUCCAAUAAAAAAGGGCGUAGUUUUUUAGUAAGACAUCGAAACUUCCAAAGGAUGGACAUGCUUCCUGAGGAGGAUCACUUUGUGAAAGUGGUUGAUGGGCACAUUAUUUACUUCUGUACAGUCUGUGAGCGGUCCUACAUGACACUUUCUAGCCUUAAGCGUCAUUCCAAUGUCCACUCCUGGCGUAGAAAAUAUCCUUGCCGCUACUGCGAUAAAGUCUUUGCUCUUGCUGAGUAUCGCACCAAACAUGAGGUCUGGCACACUGGUGAGAGACGCUACCAGUGUAUCUUUUGCUGGGAGACUUUUGUGACUUACUAUAAUUUAAAGACACACCAAAAGUCCUUCCAUGGCAUUAAUCCAGGACUCAUCACAAGUGAGAAGACACCCAAUGGUGGCUACAAGCAGAAACUCAAUGCCCUUAAACUUUACCGGUUACUGCCUAUGAGAUCACAGAAAAGACCUUACAAAACCUACAGCCAAGUUCUUUCUGACAGUAUUCUCAUGCCAUCUCAGAAUAUAUCUUCCAUCUCCUUGACAGCCUCUUUAGAUAAUGAACUUCCAGUAACCCCCAUGACUGAGGACCAACAGUUGUAUGGUAAUGAAAAACAACCCAUAAGCUUAAAGCAAUCCUCUAGUGAUUAUAUCCUCUUGAAUUCUCAAGAGCAUAUGUCCCUUGAGGUACAGGACAUAACCAAUCCUAGUUCCACACAUAGCCAAUCUGAUUCCAUUCAGUCAAAUAGUGAUAUGGAUGGCAAUGACCAAGUAUCAAGUCAAAAUUUACCAGGAAAAGAGGAGUCAGGGUCAACUGUCAUUGCAUAUGGACAUCCCAAACCCUCCGUUAUAAUGCACAGCACUGCAGUGUCUUCUGUUAUCAUGCACAGUAACCAAGUGGGAAAGUCCUCCGUAAAUACUAACAGUAACUCAAACACUCAUCUUUCUCCCCCAGUGUCAGGUGAUCCACUUUCCAAAAAAGUAGCCCGUCCCAUCAAGAAGCAAGUUCUUAAACAAUAUAUCCAAUCUCAGAGCAGGUCUUCAGCUGAGAGAUUGGAAGAAGAACAAGGAAUGGACCUUGAUAAUGAAAAGCCUAUGCAGAGGCAACUUAAGGCUGCUGCUGAUGGCAACAGUGUAACCUAUGUGGCCAAGCCAGCUUGCGUAGGGGCAUCAGAAACCAAAGGAGGAGCUCCAUUGUGUCAGAUAACUGUUCGCAUUGGGGAGGAAGCAAUUGUGAAGAGAAGUAUUUCGGAAACAGAUCUGAUGCGUGAUAAAGGACCUCCUGUCAGCAAAAGUAAAAAAAUAGAAACUGUCCCAGAAGAUGAGAACCAGCACCAUCAUCACCGUCAUCACCACCGUUUUCGCAGUACAGAAUCUGAUAGAGAAAAGGAGAAACCUAAAGUUGGUAAACAAAAAGAAUACUACUUGCGUCUUGAAGCACGAGAGGAAGACAGUGACCAGGAUGCCGAGGACAACCUGUGGAGACCUUAUUACACUUACAAGCCUAAAAGAAAGACCUUGCAUCUGCAAAAAGUCAAAAAAUCCAGUUGGAGAAGGAAACUACGAUUUAAGCGUUCUUUGAGACUUAUGAGGCGAGCGGAGCGUCUUAUGGACCAAAAUUUACAGAAGAGUAGCACUGAUCACUCAACCACAUUAUCUCAAUCAAUCAAUGAACCUGGAGACCCUGAGGAGCACGAUGACAACGUCACAUGCUCCGUCUGUGAUGAAGAUUUUCCUGACUACUCAUCGCUAAGGAAACAUGAAAGGCACCACCAGUCAGGUAAAUCUUUCAAAUGUAUUACCUGUGGCAGACAAUUCUCUACAUUGAAGAAAUUGGACAAGCAUGAGCUAAGCCAUCUGAUAGAGUUUGUCUGUAUGCAGUGCCAAGAGUCCUUCCAUUCCAGGGAGCUUUUAGAGGAGCACCAGAAAGUACACCAGGUAGAGGCAGAUGGCCAAGUUGUUGACAAAAUGAAGGAACCUGGCAAUGUGGACAAGUGCAACCUGCCUCGUGUUGGUAGGAGACCCUCUAUUCGCCAUGCUUGCACAUAUUGCUCAAAGAUUUGUAAGACUGCAGCAGCUUUGGGGAGGCACAUGAAGCGACAUGAGAUUGAUAAAGAGGGUUCAGCAGACCCAACUGUUGAAGUGUCUGGUCAAGCAACAGAUGGUGACCCAGCAAAUGUGAAACCUGAAGAAACUGAUAGAGAGCAAGAAAAAUCAAGACCAGUAAUCAAUUGUUCUGCUUCAAAUAUGGAGACAUGCGAGGUAAGCAGUUUUGAAUCUCCAGAGAAAGUUGCAGUGUCAUCUGACUUGUUGGUUUCAAAGCAGUUAAACAAAUCGAGUAAUAAAGAACUUACUCAGAAUAAAGAUGGUGAAAAUUUGAGCCCAGCCCUCUCAUCAAGUGAGACAAAUCAACUGUGUGGCAGUACCAAAACUGAAGCUCCUGUGAGAACAGAAGUAAUGGAUAGCACUCCUCCAACAGUUCUAGUAAUGAACGGUAGAGACAGUUUAGAUUCCUGCAAAUGGGAAACAGUAACACCCAUCAGAGUACAGGGAAACUCAACAGAACUAUCUGGGGGAACACUCCAACUGCCUUCAAAGCUGUUGCACACAAAGGACAGUAUGUUUGAAUUUUCAGGUGAUAACCAUAUUGACCAGGUUGAGAGUGUUCCUCAGAAACACCAUAAUAAUACUACAAGUACAAGACAUCCAGUCAAUGAGGCUGUCAAUAGAAUUUCAAUGAAGGAUGAAGACAGCAUCAUUGAGAAUGAGCCCAAACAAGAACAUUUGAGGCCUGGUCCUGAAUGUGAUGUUGUAUCUCCACACCUUAAGAAAGACAAAAAGUCUGAGCAUGCUGCACCUUCUCGAGCAACUACAAAUUCCCCACAGAAAUCAACCCAAGUGUAUGUUCAGGGGGAAAACUUGGAGUUCAAAAAAACAGUUUUGCACAUCGGUCCAGACAUGUCUCAGCCCAAACCAAUGCGCCAUAAGGGCAAUGAUCUUCCUUCAGCUUCACAAGAGCUCAUUGGACAUCACUUGGCAAAAUUAGGUCUUCCUGUACAGGAACAUAGGACCAGGUCCCAUUAUGGGAGGGACACGCCUACUCGGGAUCCACUGUUAUCCCACACAAGGAAAGAGGCACAGGAGGCGCAUGGGCUGCUGUUGCCACAUAAAGAAGAGAAGCUGUCACCUUCUGUGACUGACCUGGGGAAACCACAAACCACUCCAAGUGCUGCUAACGUGAUUACUUCACACGAACCGACAUUGGCACAGACCACUUUAAACAAGUGCACCCAAAAAACAAUGAAAUCUCCCAGUCUGGGCCCAAAUAACCCAACACAGGAACUGCUGAUGUCUUGCAUGGGGGGAAAAGGGACUGGCAUACAGGACAUGUCUGGACUACUUCCUAGUGGCCCAGCGCCAAGCCUUAUGAUGUCCCAUUUGGCAGGAGUUAAUGAGAACAUUUGCAAAACGAUGCUGAUGUCUCAGAAAUCUGAGGACCUCCAAGCAUCCACUCCACAGGACCUGCGUAUGCACAUGAGUUAUCCAGUUCAGGACUACCCUUUGCCACUUAUUGCACCAGGGGGCUGCCGUUCCAGCAAGAAGCAGGAGGAGAACCUCUUGGUUUCUUACCCAAGCACUGCCAUCCAGUUUGGAGACUUUGGAAAGGUCUCAAAUGGAGAGCUGGCCAAGUUGCCCUUUUAUCCUGACCCCUACCAGCUUAUUUAUGGACCGCAGCUACUAGCAUAUCCAUAUAAUUUAACAGCACUUCCCAUGGCUUUAAACAUGGUUGUCCCAAAUGAGAAAGGAGAUCCUCUCCCUUUCCUCCCCACCUUCUUUAGCUAUGUAAACCCCUGCUCAAGCCCCAUGCAGGAGUCACCUCUUAUGGCCAGAGCAAGUCGUAGCAGCAACAGCCGAGAAGGGACCCAUCAGUAGAUCAAAUUAACAGACAGGGCAACCCCCAACCCUCCCACCCUGACCCUCUGGGAUUUUGGCAUCCCUUAACCUUUCCUCCUUAAUGAGUACUCCUGAACAGGAGUGUCUCUCCACCGUACAUCUCUGUCCUGUUCCAUCUUAGGAUUUUAUAAAUGAAAAACAAAGAACAGCCGCCUUUUAAGGCACAUUACAAUAAACAGGGUGUAUGUGCUCUUAUUCAGUCUGCUUCUCAUAGUGAUUGCAAACGUUAUUUUAUGGCUGUUGUUUUUUCUGUCUAUCAAAGAAAAGUGAUAAAACUGGCAACAUUUUUAGCAGGUAGCAAGUACCCUCAGACCUGCCCCCUCUGUUCAGUAACUUCACUCUUUAGGGGUUUGCUGCUCACUUUACCAGUACAAGAUCCCUUUUGUUCAGCUGUCUGUAACUUGAGGAAUGUAGUCGAUCCCACCCAGGUUUCCCAGCCCAGCUACUACCCCCACCAUCAUAUCCCAGGCUUACCAAGUAAAGGGAGCAUCCUACAACGGCCCAGAAAAAGAAGCACUUUCAUCUCAGCCAAGGCAGAGGAACCUCACAAGAGAGGAAAGCUAUGGAAGGACACUAAUAGCAUGAAGCAGAAUGAAGACAGGUAAAACUCCAGGCAGGAGUUCACAGACUUUAUUGGGGAGGGGGAGGUGUGCUAUCAUAUGGUACCCAAAAAGCUAAAAUCAGAGGUACCAAAUAGGGCAAUUUUUUAAAAUUGUCAACUGGUGUUAAGUCAGUUGUUCUUUGUCUGUUUUUUAGUACAGUUCUCUAAUGCUGUGUCUAUUAUUCAUGCCACAUCUGGCAAGAUUUUUUUUUUGGUCAGUUCUCACUGACAUUAGUUACCUCGACUUCCUGUACUGAAAAGCCACCCAUUUCUGGCCAAAACCAAACUCAUGACUCUUCUUUGUAUAGUAGAUGACCCUGGAUAGCAUCCCAGAUUUUGGCUAGGCCUCCGGGAAUUACAGUUUGCCUGCAGUUUGCUGGUCUGUCAGAUCAGCAAUUUGUGGAAAAAUGACAAUGCUCUGAUCUGGGUUUCUAGACAAGCAUUCGUCAAUAGGAAGAAGUCCAAGUGGCAUAAAAAGAAUGCACUAACAGUGACUACAACCCUAAAAACACACUUGUCUGCUGCCUUUACAGGAAGCGGGUGAUCAACCUUUUCCACGUUAUGAUAACUUAAGACAGAAAGGGUUCUGACUGCACAGCCUAAGAGUGAGAGAACUGUAUGCACUGAGAUCUGGUAGAUAUUACUUUUCCUAUUUAGGAGAGCUUUAUGGUUUUAACUUUAUUAAGUUAUAUAUUGUAGUUCCUGCCUAAAGCACCGAUUCUCCACGGUUCUUAUUAGGGACCACCAACAGUCUUGGUUUCUGUUUCUAACAAUUUGUUUGUAUACAUUGUCAUUGAAAAUAGGGAAGGAGAGGGUCUUAAUAAGCUCCAUAUUUCACAUGGAGCAUAACAUAGGGAACUUAAUUUUGCUGCCAAAGGCACUUCACUUUUGUGGUUGGGCAGGAUCCAGCUCAUCCACAGAAGCUCUAAAAUCUAUCUAUCUAUCUAUCUAUCUAUCUAUCUAUCUAUCUAUCUA
Erpetoichthys calabaricus (reedfish) is the source of this 7899-nucleotide messenger RNA. It is a transcript of the gene zbtb4, whose product is annotated as zinc finger and BTB domain containing 4. The transcript has 4 exons. NCBI's taxonomy places the organism in Eukaryota, Metazoa, Chordata, Cladistia, Polypteriformes, Polypteridae. The record is from RefSeq and is a predicted model, not a curated record. Gene Ontology annotation, molecular function: protein binding. The coding region runs from base 957 to 6302 and encodes 1781 amino acids.